Molecule: messenger RNA, 1897 nt
Organism: Arabidopsis thaliana (thale cress)
Lineage: Eukaryota; Viridiplantae; Streptophyta; Magnoliopsida; Brassicales; Brassicaceae
Product: Pollen Ole e 1 allergen and extensin family protein
Exons: 3
Coding region: 1039-1554 (171 amino acids)
Source: RefSeq, marked reviewed
UGUCACUAUGUUGAUGGGAAGAAUUCGAUUGAUUAAAAAAGGAAUCUCUGUACAAAAGCCCAUCCAAAGAAAAGGAAAUUAAGAUCAAGACAAAUAUCUGCUUAUGUCAAAGUCAUUAACCGACUCCAACGGCUAUAUUGAACAAACGGUUAUCAUUAUUGAUGAAGACCUAAUUAACACUUUGCUUAUAAAUAAAGACUCAUACACGCAGCCUCUUCUAAUUCUUCGUUGAGAGAAAAAAUCAAAACUCUCUGAUUCACAUUCACGCAUCUUCUUCUUCUUCUUUAAUUUUCUUCUUGAGAGAAUCUCUUUAUACAGAGACUCUGUGUGAAUUCCGAUGAUCCAAUUAGUAGUCAUUGAUCAGAAGUGAAAAGCGGAUGAUGAUGAUGAUCUCCUCUGCAACAUGAUGAUCCGUAAGAGUUGAUUUCACUUUUUUCCGAUGAGUCGCAGAUGGAGCAACGACGGAUGUUAACGGCGGCUAGACCACGUUUGUCCUCGACGAUCCGUACGAUUACGUCUCACGUGGCGUUCUCAGCAAGCCGUCUCUUGAAACCUUAUGUUGCAUAUCGGCUUGGAUUGGAGGUAUGAGUUUCGCUAGCACGAUUGCUUUGGGAGAUAGGACGCGAAUCAGAGGAAAACAGAGAACGAAUCCACCGGUGGAGAUAAAGAAAUCGCCAGUGAUUAGGGUUUCACAACCUCGAGAGAGAGUAACUACAAGUCUACCAUUAUCCAGCUGCAAUCACGCAAACGCACCGCCUUUUUCUCUCUUUGCCAACUCGUUUAUUUCCAAUCAUAAAAUGCCACGUUAACACACUCUUGCAGUUAAUUGACGGAAAUACCCCUCUUCACAUACUACAAUUACGAUAUUAAUGUGUUAAAAAUUAACGGUGUGGGCUAAUCUCACGCGCUUUCAUCAUCUUCUUCCUAGAUUCGCUCCUCCACUGUCUUAAAUUUCACUAUCUUCUUCUUCAUUUUCCUUCCUUCUCACUUCAAAUCCAUAAUCGCUCUACUUCUCUCUCUCUCUCUAGAUUCGAAAAAAUGGCGAAACUGGUGAUGUUGUUGGUUCUCUGUAUCUUACCGGCGAUAGCCAUGGCGGCAAGGAGGGGAAAUAUUGGAAAGAAUACAAUGGUGGUUCAAGGUAGCACCUACUGUGACAUUUGCAAAUUCGGCUUCGAGACUCCUGAAUCCUCCUACUUCAUCCCCGGUGCAACGGUGAAGCUAUCAUGCAAAGACAGGAAGACAAUGGAAGAGGUUUACACAGACAAAGCUGUAUCAGACAAAGAAGGAAAGUAUAAGUUCAUUGUCCACGACGAUCACAGAGACCAGAUGUGCGAUGUUUUGCUUGUGAAAAGCUCGGAUAAAACCUGCUCUAAAAUCUCCGUUGGACGUGAGAAGUCUCGUGUGAUCUUGAACCAUUACAGUGGCAUUGCCUCGCAGAUCAGACAUGCUAACAACAUGGGAUUUGAGAAAGAAGUGAGUGAUGUGUUCUGCUCUGCUUUGUUUCAGAAGUAUAUGGUUGAUGAAGAUGAGGAUGAUAUUAAAAACCAUCUCUAAUCUCUCUGUUUAAUCUUAUGAUCUGCUGUUUUCUUCAUUAAUGAGUUUCGAGUUAUGGAAGAGAUAUAUUUGUAUUUGUUUGAUUACUUAUUUGUUGUCUUUAGAGAUGUUGACUCUGGUGAUCGGAUAACUAUCUGUUUGUGUAAGCUUCUUAUAUAUUGAUGUGUCAUUUCCUUGCUUAGGAAGUGUCUUUUAUUAAAGCUAGAUGUUGCCAGUAUUCAAACGUUGUUCACCAAAGUCUGUCAAAGAAAGACGGAGAAGAGAACUUAUUUACUUUGGGAACAUUUUUCUUUCGGCUUUCAGCAAAUGUUUCGAUGUGGGACAUAGAAAACUUUCUUAUUAA